Drosophila eugracilis is the source of this 528-nucleotide messenger RNA. RefSeq lists its product as uncharacterized. The record is from RefSeq and is a predicted model, not a curated record. The transcript is spliced from 3 exons. The coding region runs from base 107 to 481 and encodes 124 amino acids. Lineage: Eukaryota; Metazoa; Arthropoda; Insecta; Diptera; Drosophilidae.
UAUAGAUAGUAGUAACGAGGGCGCGACUACUUUAUACCUGGAAAAGCAAUAUCAGUGCAUCAGAGAAGACAAAGGCAGUUGCAACAAGUUAAAAAACUCUUGAGAGAUGAAAUUCGACUUGGAAACUAUUCUUAGUACCCUGCUUAAAAUGGUGCGAAGAAAGAAGAAAAAACUUGCAGCCAUUAGGGAUUGCGAUCCAGAAGAUAGGGAGGAGGUUAUGGAAGACAAUGACGAUAUUGAAGAUCCCUACGAAAACGAUACAGAAGGAAUUUUCAACUGGGUGUGUGAAACGAUUCUAAACUUGUCUAUGAUAAUAUUGGAACAACUGUUUGACUUUGUGAAGAGAGCUAUAUUAGACGCAGUUGAUGUCGCUAAAGAUGCCGUGGAGUGUUUCACAAAAGAUUAUAAGGUGCAAAUUGUCGCACUAAAGGCGCUGGUAGAAUUUUUAACGAAGAAUUUGGGUUUAAACAUUGCUUAUUAAUUAAAACAAUCAAUUUGGUUUCAAUAAAUUACAAUCCAUAUCACUAA